CUUCCAAUCUACUGUGAAUCAUACCAUACGUAUCUAUGUCAGAAAAAAAAACAGCAUGGAAAAUAAACUAUCUUGGCCGACAAGGCAUUUUUUGGUUUGUUGUCUAUUUAAUAAGUUAUGAAUAUAUAUAAACAUAACUAAAACACACUGUUUUAAUAAAUGAACAAAAAAAAACUCCAAGAGAAAAUACUAUUGAAAGAAUAUUGAGGAUUUUAAGUAGAUUAAUGUUGCUUUUUUCAUUUGACACUACGAUAACAUAUUUUGAAAAAAAAAUGGAUAUAUUGCAAAAAGGACAAAAAAGUGUUGUCUAUGUAUCGGUUGAAAAGAAUAAACCUGUUGUGAAAUUGUGUAAAACAGAAUCCCCAGAAGAAGAUGAUGUAAAAGCGUUCUUGGACUGGAAAUGCUGGCUAUUGAAGUGUCUCCUGACAUGUAUAUUUGUGGGAGUUGCAGCUUUUCUGUUUGUGUUUCUGGCUCACAACAUGCAUGAUUCAGAAAGUAAAAUAGAAAUAGAAAAUGCUGCACAACAAAGUAGCACAGCUGAUGCAAUGGAAAGUCCACAAACUGAUAGGCUGAUUACUAAAGUACUGACAGUGGAAAAUGGGGGUUCGUAUGGACUAUUGUUGCAACCCCAAUACUGUCCGAUAGGAACAUUUGCAAUUGGAUUUAAUACGAAGUACCAAGGCAAUGAAGGAAUCGACGGCGAUGAUACGGCACUGAAUGGCAUAAGUCUUCUGUGUGCUGAUAAGAAUGGUAUUCGGAAAAACAAGGACAGGCUUGUACAGUCUGAAGCAGAUCCGUUGACUGGGGAUAUUUUCUGUCCAAAGAGAAAAGAUGCUCCUCUUUUCUUGCAGAGAUUUGUGCUUAAGGUGCAUAGAAAGGAACAAAAUGCAAAUGACGCCAUGGCAACAGAAAUCCAAUUUUCAUGUCGUGAUUCACAGUGGUUCCAUCAUCCUCAUAAAUUAGGAGGUCAUAUUGCCGGAGCCAAAAAUGGUGAAUAUGGACAAUGGAGUAAAAAGUGUCCGAAAGGCUCGGCAGUAUGUGGUAUCCAAACUCGAAUUGACGGUCAUCUACCAAAGGGCAAUAGCACUGCUCUAAACGACGUUCGUCUUUUCUGUUGUGACUCUAAAAGUUAAAGUGAAAGUACCAUGUUUUAUAUUUCGUACAAAGUAUAUACAUGUGCAUGCUUUUAACAGAAGAUAGAUGGACUGUGUGAUUUGUAUGCAGCAUUAUCUUUAUUCAGAUUCUUAUGUAUUCAUGAGUGCAAUUCUUUCCUUAUCAUGAAUUCAACAUUUACGAAAGCAAUAAGUAACAGUUACCUUCGCAUCACUUUACUAAACUGUGCCCGUCCAAAGUGUUUAUUUACGCAUUGUAUCCUUCCUGAUGUAUUUAUUUAAUGUUUGUUCCGAAAUGAUUACAAAUGUUGGAUGGCAGAGAAAAAGUUUUUAUGAAUAUUUCUUUUAUAUAACUUAAUGCUUAUAGUAUAAUGCGUAUAGUUUAUUGGUAAAAUCAAAUCUUGUCAUAAUCACAGAAAAGCAAUUUCAUUAUUUUUGAAUAAAUAUGUUUUUGUAUGUGUUUUAUAGGAUUAGGUAAAGGUUGGUCUAAAGGGUGAGUAAGACCUUUUUAUAAAUGCACAAGUGUACACAAUUGAUGGAAGCAAAUUAUUGUAACAGAACGACUCGUUACAUUAUUUUAAAACAUUUUGUAACAGACGCCAAUAGAUUGUUCCAAAUCUUGAACAUGUAUAUUAUUUUAUGGGACAGACUUUCCUUUUUUGCACAUCUUAAUUGUCGUGAAUUAAUCUUUGUGAUGCAUGGUAUCUUUUUUAAAACAUAGUUGUUGUUAUACUUAGACUUCUAUAAUUUGAGACGUGUUUUUCGAAGAAAUAAUUAUCGAUUGACUGUAUGAUUGUGUAGAUGUGUGAAUGUACAUGGACUUUAAUUGAAGGCCAUACUGGAUAAAAGUUGUAUACUAUUUGUAUUUGUACACUUAAAAGUACCGCACAGUAUUAUGGCGUUUUUAUUUUUAGGCACAUGUAAAUAAACAGUAAGUACUUAGCAAUCUCUUUUAAAAGGAAAGAUAUUGAAAGGAGGCUUGGUGGCGCAGUAGAUUGAGUGGAUAGACAUGUAAUCAUUUUGUAGUGAUAGUCUUAAUGGUUCGAACCUUCCGUCCGUCAUUUUUUUUAUUUUGUAUUUAAUUUAUGUACUUUGUGUAAGUUUGUUUUUCUGUGAUUUCUACUUUAUUCACGAAAGCCUUAAAACAUUAGAUCAUAUUAAAGAAGAAGCAUAUAUAUAAACAUGAAUACGUGUUGACAAUGACAUAUAUAAGUUAGUGAACAAGUAAUAGAUCAACAAAUUUUUGCUGUUUUCUUUGAAUCGUAUUGAAAAAAGAAAAAGAAAUUUAAUACAGUUUUCAAAAUACUUUUAAGGGUCCGGGAAUCGAUCCCCCGACGAAAAAGUAUAAGACGGAUACGAAUACCGCUCGGCAAACGAGGAUUUACUAUUCGCAGCGUAAACGUUGUAUAUUGAAUUAAAUUUAUGUUAUUGUUAUGUUUGUUUACAUUUCAAAACGCUUUAUUACUGUGCGAUACCUGUAGUAUGUAACCUUCAGAAAAUAAAGUUAUUAUCAUUAUUGUUA
Molecule: messenger RNA, 2634 nt
Organism: Mercenaria mercenaria
Lineage: Eukaryota; Metazoa; Mollusca; Bivalvia; Venerida; Veneridae
Product: vitelline membrane outer layer protein 1 homolog
Exons: 6
Coding region: 225-1133 (302 amino acids)
Source: RefSeq, a predicted model, not a curated record